CGUUCUCACCUGCAUUCAAGAUGUCCGCAAACUUCACUGUCCUCAUAGAAGAGACGUUGGACUUGAAAAUGAAGAAAGACAAAGAGGAACUUGAAAUGCAUAAAUGAAUAAAGAUUUUUUCCAGAGAAGAAGAACAAGAAGAUGAGCGCGGAGUUGUAGCUCUAUGGACCACGACCUGUUCGUGCAGAACGAGGUUGGACCAAGAGAAGCAAAAUGUCUGCCCCGGUGUUGAUAUCGAUCUCUGACAUCGAAUCUCCGGACAACGCAGAGGAGGGGUUCUUUUUCGCGGACUCCCACGCGCACGAGGAGGAGCGGUUCACCAGGCUCGUGGCGUCUCUCGCAACCCUGGCCUUGCUGCUCUCCUUGAUGGUGAGCGCACUGCUCUCCGUGCACGUACUGCGGAGGAUGUUUCGGGUGCAGCGGACCCGCGGAGGCCUCCUCACCGAGGACGAAGACAAUUUUUCAGUGUGGUCGGAUGAGCCUCUGUCUCUGUCACCCCCGCCACCUCGGUCCAGCGACCCGAACGAGGGCGGUUUAUCCGGGAAGAUGUUUGGUGCAUCAACUACCCGGGGCGAGGGAGAAGGACAGCGCGAGGACGUUGUGCUGGAUCGUGGGUCCACGAGCUUGUCGCCGUUCACGAACCCGGGGGAGUGGCGCGCAAUCGUGUGCGGGAACACCGUGGCGAACAAGGAAGUGCGUGUGCUGACCGAGGCCGAAGAAAAAGCUGCGAAGCGGCGCCGGUCAGCGAGGAAAAGCAACAGGGCGCUGCAAGGAAAGGACAACUACACCGUGCAGUGGAAAGCGUUUGAGCCAGCGGGACCCCGAGGUGUUGCACACUGCGAAACAUGGAUUGAGUACGAGCAGGACUGA
Molecule: messenger RNA, 870 nt
Organism: Amoebophrya sp. A120
Lineage: Eukaryota; Dinophyceae; Syndiniales; Amoebophryaceae
Source: the annotation of a GenBank genome assembly